This is a messenger RNA of Schizosaccharomyces cryophilus OY26, 3048 nucleotides long. RefSeq names its product COPII-coated vesicle component Sec13. Gene Ontology annotation, cellular component: COPII vesicle coat; nuclear pore outer ring. Gene Ontology annotation, biological process: positive regulation of TOR signaling; protein import into nucleus; COPII-coated vesicle budding. Gene Ontology annotation, molecular function: structural molecule activity; protein binding. The record is from RefSeq and is a predicted model, not a curated record. Bases 39 to 932 code for a protein of 297 amino acids. Lineage: Eukaryota; Fungi; Ascomycota; Schizosaccharomycetes; Schizosaccharomycetales; Schizosaccharomycetaceae. The transcript is spliced from 2 exons.
CAACUACAAACACUAGUCAAUAAGAUAUUUCACGAAAAAUGACUACAAUAGACUCACAGCAUGAUGAUAUGAUGCACGAUGCGAUAUUGGAUUACUAUGGAAAACGCUUAGCAACAUGCUCUUCUGACCAUACCAUUAAGGUGUUCUCUUUGGAAAAUAAUCAACAAACAUUAUUAGAAAUUCUCCAUGGUCAUACAGGCCCUGUUUGGCAGUUAGACUGGGCCCAUCCUAAAUUUGGCACCAUUCUUGCUUCUGCUUCGUAUGACGGCCAUGUAAUUGUUUGGCGUGAAGUCGAUGGUGUCUGGAGACAGUUGAUUGAUCAUAGUGCUCACCAAGCUUCUGUCAAUGCCGUUUCUUGGGCUCCUCAUGAGUACGGGGCUCUUCUUGCUUGUGCUAGCUCGGAUGGCAAGGUUUCCGUUUUGGAUUUCAAAGAUGAUGGCUCGUAUGAUACCAGGAUGUUUUCCACCCACGAUUCUGGAUGUAAUGCCGUUUGCUGGUCUCCCCCAAGUCUCUCGGGCUCCAUCGUCGGUCAGUCCCCUGCUACAGGUCCUAAGAAGUUAGCUACUGCAGGAUGCGACAAUCUCGUUAAGAUCUGGGCCUUCGAUUUUAAUGUUAACAAUUGGGUUUCAGAAGACACUCUUACUGGCCAUGUCGACUGGACUAGAGAUGUUGCCUGGGCUCCCAGUGUUGGCCUUACCAAAACUUACCUUGCAUCUGCUUCCCAGGACAAGAACGUUUUUAUAUGGACAAAGGAAGGUGAAAACCCCUGGCAAAAAACUCCCUUAACCGAAGAAAAGUUCCCAGACGUCGCUUGGCGUGUUUCUUGGUCUCUGUCAGGCAAUAUUCUCGCUGUAUCAUGUGGUGACAACAAGGUAUACCUUUUCAAAGAAUCCCACAAAAAAUGGCAAUUGAUUAAUGAAUUGAGUGGUUAAAGCCAAUCCUUCCCUCUAAUUUCUUUCCUUUUGAUCUCUUGUUGGCCUUUGCCAUGCUUAAUUACUUUUUUACGGCUAUAAUGCACUUGUACUCCUUUGAAUUUUCUACGACAUUCCAUCUUUGGUUUAGUGAUAGAUGAAAAUCUUAUGUAUAUUCUUUUUUAUCCACGACAAAGAUUACUUUUCACAUAGUUCCUUGUAUGCCAUGCCGCUCAUGAAAAAAUUCCAGUACUUUCAUAUAUAUGAGUCGCCUUGCUCUGAUAUGAAUUAUCCAUUAAAACUAUAUACAAACGUAUUAACCAAAAUUAUAAAAAAUAAAAAAUAAAAAUAAAAAACAUAAACGAAACAUAACGCAUGCGGUUAUUUACAACAAAACGAGAGGAGGUGUUUGCCUUAUAAAACAUGCUUCUUGGACUACCUCAACGGUUUUUUCUAUUGCCAUUUGCCAAGCUCCUAUUUUAUCUUUGCGAUUCAGUUGCUGGAGCCAUCGAAUUAAAGCUUGUACUUUUAAUAAAUUUCGCUCUUCUCGAAUAACACGGCCAAGAUACUUAGAAAAGUAAUCAACAUCACGAGAAUUAGGACCUCUUGGUGUUUUCUCGUACCAUCUAGCAAGCAGUUCUCGAAGUUCAUUAAUUGAUUGUUUUUGCUGAAAAGUAAUGACAGGAUUUGGGAUCAUUUUUACUUCCCGAGCUAAGUCAUAACGAUUUACUUUAGUUUCCUCUAGUACAGUUUCUUGAAUCUCUUUCGGAAGCUCUUCCAGCACCUGAAGAUCUACUUGAGGGAUGUACUGCUUUUUUACUUUCUUGUUUGGCCUCAACAUCUUUUCGAAAGCAUCUUGCUGCUGAAUUUUUUUCGCCGUCUCCGUCGGAAUAUUGUCAUUCGGCUGCACAUGACUUUUCAAUUUUAACCGUCUAUUGAUAGUAAUUUCAUGAUCUUCCUUUACCUCAUUCCUGAUCGGUGUAGGUAAUUCUUUCAGAAAUAAUGGAUCCAACUGACUUGGAAUUUCAUCAACUCUUUUAUUUUGCAAUUCCAGUUGUCGUCUUAUGUUUCCUUGCAUAGACUGAGGCAGUUGGGCCAAAACACUUGGACUCACUUGCGACGCCGAAGGAAGAUCAUACGGAGUUGAUGGAAUGAAAGUGGUACAUGUCGAAGAAGCUUCAAUGUUUUCAUUACCUUGAUUUUGACCUUGCUGUUCAUUCAAUGGACCAGGAAGGAUUUGUUUAUGAGGAGUUUUUAGCGGCGCAUUAAAGUUAAACACUCUUUCGUUUUUAUCAUCUUUCACAAUUUUUAAUGCCUGAAGACCUAUUCCUCGCACAUCUCCCGGAUCCACAUUCAGAGAUGUAUAUAAAUUUAUUACCUGUCUGAAAAGGAUAUCGAACGACUUAGUAGCAGAAGUAAACAUUGCAGAUUUCGUCAAGGUCGUAACUUCACCGGCACCUAAAUAUUUAGCAGGAUCAAACGGAGCAUUUUCUGCUCGCUUUAAAACCCGAAGUUGAAGUUGAUGUAACACGACAUCGCAUUUGGACAUGCGAAUUAGUAACUCUUUUAAAAGGCGUUUCAAAAAGUCCAUUGCAUCUUCCAAAAAUAUAAAACGAACCCCCCAAUUCACGUCGACAGAGACAGACCGACGCGGGGUUUCAUUACUUAUAUGACUAGUGUCGACUCCUCGAGCUAUAUUGUACAAGUGCAAUCCAUAAUUAACACCAAAUGUUUCCUGAAGACCAUGCUUGUUUAUUUGUUGUAAGUCUCCUACAGUUUUGACGCCAUACAAGUCAAACAGCUUGAAAGACUGCGAGGGACCAACACCGGGUAAAUCUUGAACAGAGAGACACUGCAAGAACUCACAUGCAUCUUCAUCCUUAAUGUAAAAUAUAUUGUGCGGCUUUGCUUUCCGUAAAGCAAGUCUUGCUAGUAAAACGUUCGAUCCAAUACCCACACUGACAUCGCAAUUCGUUUUAGUUCUAACUCGCGUACGAAUGGACUCUGCGACCUUGGUGCAUUCCUCGAAAGAAUCAACAUGAGUUGUUAAAUCAAGUAAGGCUUCGUCUAUACUAAUUACUUUCAAACAGUCAUUAGGAGUGUCGGCUAAAACAGAAUAAAAUUCUCGUGAAACAGA